Metarhizium album ARSEF 1941 is the source of this 891-nucleotide messenger RNA. RefSeq lists its product as uncharacterized. Lineage: Eukaryota; Fungi; Ascomycota; Sordariomycetes; Hypocreales; Clavicipitaceae. The record is from RefSeq and is a predicted model, not a curated record. The transcript has a single exon. Gene Ontology annotation, molecular function: oxidoreductase activity. Bases 1 to 891 code for a protein of 296 amino acids.
AUGUCGGCUACUUCAGACGCAAAGCCUCUCACUGGCGCUGUGCGGAAGCGCAAGACCUUCUCUCCGCUCAUCCACGAAACCAUCCGAGAGCCCGUGCUUCUCAGAGAGCUCCUGACGGACGACAUAUACCUCAUUGGCGGGCAGUUCGCCAUUCUUUGCCAGUUCGCCCAUCCCGGCCUCGCAAAGGGCAGCUACCUCCAUUCCGACUUCGCAUCGCGCAUCCCGCAACGGCUCCGGAACACGGCGCGCUAUCUCAACGCCGCCGUCUACGGGACGCCCGAGGAAAAGAGGGCAAUCUUCUCCAUGAUCCACGGCUAUCACAAGCACGUCAAGGGCGACGGCUACGACGCCGACGACCCCGAGCUGCACAAGUGGACGGCGGCAACGCUCUUCGUCGCGCUGAUUGUCGUCCACGAGACCCUCUUGGGCGGCUUCACCCGCCAGCAGAUGGAGUCGCUGUACAAAGAGGCCGCCGUCUACGGCACCUCGCUGCGCAUGCCGCCCUCCAUGUGGCCGCCCUCCCUGGACGACUUCUGGGCCUACUGGAAGCGCAACAUCGACACUCUCCAAAUCACCGACAUGGCGCGCAAGCUGUCCCGGGACCUGCUGUAUCCCGACAACCUGCCCAUGCGCCUGCGCGCCCUCACUCCCCUGGCCCGCGUCUUGACCGUCCACUUCUUGCCCGAGAGGCUGGCGAGGGAGUACGGCCUGGUGCCCACGACGCUGACCUGGCUGCAGUAUCAGGCUGCUGUGCGCACUCUGAGGGUGGCCUGGCCCUUGCUGCCGCUCACGGUGCGGCAAGCCAUGCACACCGAGUACAUGGACGAUUUGAAAAGGGCCGUGGAUAGGAUUGAGAGGACGGGGCACUGGUCGUAUGAGUCGAGGAUAUGA